Messenger RNA from Trypanosoma grayi, 297 nucleotides. Its product is annotated as putative ribosomal protein L32-like protein. The transcript has a single exon. Gene Ontology annotation, cellular component: cytosol. NCBI's taxonomy places the organism in Eukaryota, Euglenozoa, Kinetoplastea, Trypanosomatida, Trypanosomatidae. The record is from RefSeq and is a predicted model, not a curated record. The coding region runs from base 1 to 297 and encodes 98 amino acids.
AUGGAGCGCGUCCACCGCCUCACGUCCAUGUCGCGCUACUACGUCGUGCUUCCUGGCUCGCUCGGCUCGCUGCAGGAGACCGUGUGCAUCUGGACGAUCAGCAUGCUGCAGCGCGACGGCCUGCCGCGGCCCGUCAUUCUCGUCUUCCGCGACCCGUGGGAGCGCUGCCUGCGCGACGUCGCCGCCGCGCUGCGGGUGGCCGACAGCACCAUGCAGCUACUGCGCUUCGUCGACUCGGCGGAAGAGGCGAUGCAGAUCAUCCUUGAGGACGAGAAGAAAAUGCAAUCGUCCCUGUAG